GAAAUUGGUGGGGCCUCUGUUCAUUGUCCAUUCGCAUUCAUAGUUAUAUUUAUCUGCCAAUCAGACCACCAACCAACCGCCAUGCUCAUUUCUCCUCCCUCCACAGAAUCCAGUCAAGCUUCCUUUUCGUUCUCCAAUCUCUUCUGCGGAUCAAGGCGGAGCUAGACAUGGAAGGAGUGGACUUCUUAGCUGGAGAGAGGAGGAAGGCGGAGUUCGACGUGGACGAGAUGAAGAUCGUCUGGGCCGGCUCGCGCCACGCCUUCCAACUUUCCGAUCGCAUCUCCAAGCUCGUCGCCGGUGACCCCGCUUUUAGAAAAGAUGACAGGACUAUGAUGCCUAGGAAGGAACUGUUUAAAAAUACACUAAGGAAGGCAUCUUAUGCAUGGAAACGGAUCAAUGAACUGCGUCUCACUGAGGAAGAGGCUACUAAACUGAGGUUCUACGUAGAUGAGCCUGCUUUUAGUGAUCUUCAUUGGGGGAUGUUUAUUCCUGCUAUCAAAGGAUCUGGCACGCAGGAACAACAACAGAAGUGGUUGCCAUUGGCAUACAAAAUGCAAAUAAUUGGCUGCUAUGCACAAACUGAACUUGGUCAUGGCUCCAAUGUGCAAGGCCUUGAAACCACCGCUACAUUUGAUCCCCAAACAGAUGAAUUUAUUAUUCAUAGUCCGACCUUGACUUCAAGCAAGUGGUGGCCUGGUGGUUUGGGUAAAGUCGCAACCCAUGCUAUUGUUUAUGCUCGUCUUAUAACUGAGGGUAAAGAUCAUGGAGUUAACGGAUUUAUUGUUCAACUACGGAGCCUGGAGGACCAUAAACCACUUCCAGGUAUAACGGUUGGAGAUAUUGGGACAAAAUUUGGAAAUGGUGCAUAUAACACCAUGGAUAAUGGGGUGUUGAGACUUGAUCACGUGCGUAUUCCGAGAGAUCAGAUGUUAAUGCGGGUUUCACAAGUUACAAGAGAAGGAAAGUAUGUGCAAUCUGAUAUUCCCCGGCAGAUUCUCUAUGGAACCAUGGUAUUUGUACGGCAAAGCAUUGUAUCAGAUGCUUCCUCUGCUUUGUCUCGUGCAGUGUGCAUUGCUACUAGAUAUAGUGCCAUACGUAGACAAUUUGGUUCACAAAAUGGCGGAGAGGAAACACAGGUAAUCGACUAUAAAACUCAGCAGAAUAGGCUCUUCCGUUUGCUGGCUUCUGCAUAUGCAUUCAGAUUUGUUGGAGAGUGGCUUAAAUGGUUGUACACUGAUGUAACCCAAAAAUUGCAAGCUGGUGACUUCUCCACACUGCCUGAAGUGCAUGCAUGUACUGCCGGGUUGAAGUCUUUGACUACCACUGCUACAUCUGAUGGGAUUGAAGAAUGCCGUAAAUUGUGUGGAGGCCAUGGCUACUUGUGUAGCAGUGGGCUUCCAGAAUUAUUUGCUGUUUAUGUUCCUACUUGUACAUAUGAAGGAGACAACAUUGUGCUUCUCCUACAAGUUGCUCGAGUUCUAGUAAAGACUGUCUCCCAACUAGGAUCUGGUAAACCACCCGUAGGGACUAUAGCUUAUAUGGGGAGGGUUGAGCAUUUAAUGACCUGUUGUUCUAAAGUUACACAAGCCAAGGACUGGUUGAACCCUACUGCAGUUUUGGAGGCUUUUGAAGCAAGGGCGGUGAGAAUGACAGUUUCUUGUGCAAAGAACCUGAGCGAGUUUGCCAAUCGAGAAGAAGGUUUUGCAGAACUGUCCGCUGAUUUAGUGGAAGCAGCAGUUGCUCACUGCCAACUAAUAGUUGUAUCCAAGUUUUUGGAGAAAUUGCAGCAAGACAUCCCGGGAAAAGGGGUGAGGGAGCAGCUGGAGGCACUUUGCGGCAUCUACUCUCUAUUUCUCCUACAUAAACACCAAGGAGACUUCCUUUCCACCAACUACAUUACCCCACAGCAAGCCUCACUUGCUAAUGAUCAGCUAAGAUCUUUGUACACCCAGGUACGCCCUAAUGCUAUUGCACUGGUGGAUGCGUUCAACUACACCGACCACUUCCUUGGGUCGGUUCUCGGACGGUAUGAUGGAAAUGUGUACCCGAAGCUGUACGAGGAAGCGUGGAAAGACCCAUUAAACGACUCGGUUCUGCCCGACGGGUAUCACGAAUACAUUAGACCACUCCUAAACCAACAAUUGCUGUCUGCUAGAUUGUGACUCAAAACACGGCAAAGCUCAUUACUUGUUGCGUGAAAGGAAGCUAUACCUCCAUAUACUAUUAUCAUCGUAUCACGGAUUCACGGGCUUGGAAUAAACUUAGGGCUUGUUUGUUGAGGGCAUUAUUUGGAUGAAUUGUAGUGAUUCUUCUGAUAUACACUCUGUGUUUAGUGGCAUCCAUUUCAGCCAAAUUUAACUUAUACAUUGGUAAGUCAAAAUUGGCUACCAAACAAUGCCCUAUUCUUUGUACUAAAAAAAGCAUAUUUAGGGUCCGUUUGGUAUACGGAAUUGAUGGAAUUGGAAUUGAAUUGGAAUUGAAAUUCCAUGAGAUUCAAUUCCAUAUAAUUGAAUUCUGCCAAUUCCAAUUCAUUUUUUGCACUAUCAAUUCCAAAUCCACAUAAUUUUUGUGCUACCAAACACGAGAAUUGGAAUUGAAGCCCUCAAUUCCAAUUCCAUAGUUUGAAUUCCGUGUACCAAACGGGGCCUUAACAAACUUCUUUAUUUGCAUUUGUUAUUUUAUUUUAUACUCCGUAAUUGUUAAAUCAAUUAAGAUUAUUAAC
Messenger RNA from Cuscuta campestris, 2722 nucleotides. The record is from the annotation of a GenBank genome assembly. Lineage: Eukaryota; Viridiplantae; Streptophyta; Magnoliopsida; Solanales; Convolvulaceae.